CAAACGAGGAACAUACUGUUAGUACAGCAGUCAAGAAAAGCGUCCAACUUUCUGACAUGAAACAAAAGAGGUAUCAGUGUUCCACUAACUUUACAUGGAAUAGGGUAAGCAGCUCCCAAAAAUGCACCAGCUCACGUCGCCAUCUUGGCGCCCUCCCCCAGGUAGUGGCUUAAAAGUGGGUGUAAAAUGGCGCUGUCGCAAGGAACAAAGAAGAAAGUUUGCUAUUACUAUGAUGGUGACGUGGGGAACUAUUAUUACGGCCAGGGCCACCCCAUGAAGCCCCACAGGAUCCGGAUGACACACAACCUGCUCCUCAACUAUGGCCUGUACAGGAAGAUGGAGAUCUACAGGCCGCACAAAGCCAGCGGCGAGGAGAUGACCAAAUACCACAGCGACGACUACAUCAAGUUCCUCAGGUCCAUCAGGCCGGACAACAUGUCGGAAUACAGCAAACAGAUGCAAAGAUUCAACGUUGGAGAAGACUGUCCGGUGUUUGACGGCUUGUUUGAGUUCUGCCAGCUCUCCACGGGCGGCUCCGUGGCGGGCGCGGUGAAGCUUAACAAGCAGCAGACCGACAUCGCCGUCAACUGGGCGGGAGGACUCCACCACGCCAAGAAGUCGGAGGCGUCUGGUUUCUGCUAUGUCAAUGACAUCGUGCUCGCCAUCCUUGAGCUGCUCAAGUACCAUCAACGCGUGUUGUACAUCGAUAUCGACAUCCAUCACGGCGACGGCGUGGAGGAGGCGUUCUACACCACUGACCGCGUCAUGACCGUCUCCUUCCACAAGUACGGCGAAUACUUUCCGGGCACUGGAGACCUGAGGGACAUCGGCGCCGGGAAGGGAAAGUACUACGCCGUUAACUAUCCACUGAGAGACGGCAUCGACGACGAGUCUUAUGAGGCCAUCUUCAAACCUAUCAUGGCCAAAGUGAUGGAGAUGUACCAGCCGAGUGCAGUGGUCCUGCAGUGUGGCGCCGACUCCCUGUCAGGAGACAGGCUCGGCUGCUUCAACCUCACCAUCAAAGGUCACGCCAAGUGCGUGGAGUACAUGAAGAGCUUCAACCUGCCGCUGCUGAUGCUGGGCGGGGGCGGCUACACCAUCCGCAACGUGGCGCGCUGCUGGACCUACGAGACGGCGGUGGCGCUGGACUGCUCCAUCCCUAACGAGCUGCCGUACAACGACUACUUUGAAUAUUUCGGGCCCGACUUCAAGCUGCACAUCAGCCCGUCCAACAUGACCAACCAGAACACGGACGAGUACCUGGAGAAGAUCAAGCAGCGCCUUUUCGAGAACCUCCGCAUGCUGCCGCACGCACCCGGUGUCCAGAUGCAGGCCAUACCCGAGGACGCGCCGCACCCCGACAGCGCAGAUGAGGACGAUGAGGACCAGGACAAACGCAUUUCCAUUCGCGCUCACGACAAAAGGAUAGCAUGCGACGAGGAUUUCUCGGACUCCGAGGAUGAGGCCGAGGGUCAGGGAGGCGGCCGGCGGAACGCGACCAAUCAUAAGAAGGCCAAGCGGGUGAAGAAGGAAGAGGAGCGUGACGGGGACGAGAAGAAAGAAGUGAAGGAGGAUGACAAGGAGGAAAAGAUGGAUACUUCAGUAGCAAAAGAAGAAGUGAAGACUACUUGAAGUGCGUUGACUGCUGUUUCUAAGUUUAUGGGAGCACGUACCUCAGUUGGCGCCACCUGCACCAGUGCACCACAUCGAACAAAACCAACUCUGGUCAUUUUGUUUCAUUGUGCUCCAUCCAAGAUGAAGAACUCCAUCCUUGCCCAAAUGAGCCUGUUCAGUAUCACUUUUAUUUUGUGAUACAUAUUAAGAGUCUGUUUGUAAUGAGACUGAAUGUGCGUAAUUAUCUUCCUUGCCAUGUUUCCACAUUUAAGUUAUUCUGAAAGCUUCCUAUAGUUUUUUUUUUUAUUGUGCUUGAAUCUGAACAAAUUUUUUGAUAUAAGCAAGUCCUCUUAUUUUGUGUUUGUGUACAAAGAGAGUGUGACGUUGCUUUCAGAAUGUGUUUUUGCCUUUGUUAUUAAAAAAA
Hippocampus comes (tiger tail seahorse) is the source of this 2038-nucleotide messenger RNA. Its product is annotated as probable histone deacetylase 1-B. Gene Ontology annotation, biological process: heterochromatin formation. The transcript has 12 exons. Gene Ontology annotation, molecular function: histone deacetylase activity. Gene Ontology annotation, cellular component: NuRD complex. The record is from RefSeq and is a predicted model, not a curated record. The coding region runs from base 187 to 1632 and encodes 481 amino acids. NCBI's taxonomy places the organism in Eukaryota, Metazoa, Chordata, Actinopteri, Syngnathiformes, Syngnathidae.